Strongylus vulgaris is the source of this 799-nucleotide messenger RNA. The record is from the annotation of a GenBank genome assembly. NCBI's taxonomy places the organism in Eukaryota, Metazoa, Nematoda, Chromadorea, Rhabditida, Strongylidae.
UGAUUGUAAAAAGCUCUCAAUUGAGAUUUUUCUUUUCUUUUACUAAUCUUUACUAUCUAAGCUCACAAACCUUUAGAUUGCUGUAAGAUCGUCAGCAGAAUUGACACAUCUAAUCCCCCUAUUAGUCCAACUUAUACCUCAUCUCGAGUCGUCCCAAAGUCAUGGAAAGAAGAUGGAAACCGCAAUUUCUAGCUGCUUAAAAGCUUGUACGAUGCUCAUAAUGAACUUACCUGCCGACGACAUUCGACAUCGUCUUGUAGAAUUGUGUCAGCCAAUCAUUGAGCGGCUGCAAAUGGUCCUUACUGCUACACCUGUAGUAGUCGCAAACAACGAAAAUGAAAAAUCAGCAGAUUCUUGGGCACGAAUCGCUAGUGAACCCAUACUGUGGAUUGAUCGCAUCGCAACCAUAUUCCGAGAAGUCCGGCCUUGGAAUGGAGGGGUCUUGCGAACGGUCAACAGCUCUGACUCUCCUGAUGCAGCUCCUUGGCUGGAUAUUGCUACAGAACUCUACAAAGUGCUUUCUGAAGCAUUGAAACGGUAUGAGACUACUGCGAGAGUUGUGGAGCAUUGUUGCCGAUCGAUUAGGUUCAUUGUCCGGUCACUUGGUGUUCAAUCUAUCGGUUUUGUGGAACCGUUAAUCACACAGAUGAUGGACAUCUUUUCGCGACAACAACAUUCAUGUUUCCUGUAUCUGUCAUCUAUAUUAGUGGAUGAGUAUGGAGGAAUGGAAUCUCUACAGCCUGGCUUGAUGAUCAUGCUUGAAGUAAGUCAAGUUUUAGAUUUCAUCAUGUGCGUAUAG